This is a messenger RNA of Vombatus ursinus (common wombat), 2956 nucleotides long. RefSeq names its product tight junction associated protein 1 (gene TJAP1). Gene Ontology annotation, biological process: Golgi organization. The record is from RefSeq and is a predicted model, not a curated record. The transcript has 13 exons. The coding region runs from base 496 to 2172 and encodes 558 amino acids. Gene Ontology annotation, cellular component: trans-Golgi network. NCBI's taxonomy places the organism in Eukaryota, Metazoa, Chordata, Mammalia, Diprotodontia, Vombatidae.
GAGCGGGCGGCGGUGAAAACUCCAGAGUUGGGCUGCUCGUAAACCAAGCUGUCUGUUUAUAUGGAGAGCCUGGAGGGUGUCUGCCAUGAGUCUGCUGCUAACAACAAGAACUGGCUGGUUUGGGAGAAGACACUAACCCCCACGCUUCUUGCCCUGGGCCCUGCAGGAAUGCAACAGGAGCCAGUGCCGAGUCACAGCCAGGGCAUGUCCUGACAGCAGAAACACGUGCUCCUUCCUGCUCUGCUCCCACCAGCCCCCAGCUCUAUGACUGGGAUGGGAGCUUGUUUUUUAUACCAAAGAGGCCAGUUGAGGAGCUGUCAGCCAAAGGAGGUGGAGGGGCCCCAGAAUGAGGAGAGCCAAGGGCUGACUCCAGGACAGCAGAACGGAGGGAGCUGCCGACAAACAGACGAAUGCCUGAGUGAAUCUCCUUGGUGAGGCCUCAGUCUGAGCCCCACAGCUCCCUCCACAAGGUUAAGGAGUUUCACCUCUCCCAGGAUGACCAGUGCAGCCCCCUCUAAGAAGCCGUACCGAAAAGCACCACCACAGCACCGGGAGCUGCGGCCUGAGCUGUCUGCUCCAUGGGCUCAGCAGGAGGUCAGCAUGGUUGAAUGCCAGGAGUCCCUGACAGACUCGGAGAGGAUGAAGCUCCUGCAGCAGGAGAAUGAGGAGCUGCGGCGGCGCUUGGCCUCUGCUACCAGCCGGACAGAAGCCCUGGAGCGGGAGCUGGAGAUUGGACAGGACUAUCUGGAGCUGGAGCUGGGUCAGAGCCGGGAAGAAUUGGACAAAUUCAAGGACAAAUUCCGACGGUUACAGAAUAGCUACACAGCGUCACAGAGGAACAACCAGGAACUGGAAGACAAGUUGCACACGCUGGCCUCUCUUAGCCACAGCUGGAUUUUUGCAAUUAAGAAGGCUGAGAUGGACCGGAAAACCCUGGACUGGGAGAUUGUAGAGCUGACUAACAAGCUCUUGGAUGCUAAGACCACCAUUAACAAGCUGGAGGAGCUCAAUGAACGCUACCGGCAGGACUGUAACCUGGCUGUGCAGCUGCUUAAGUGCAACAAGUCCCAUUUCCGAAACCAUAAGUUUGCUGAUCUGCCCUGUGAACUUCAGGACAUGGUUAGCAAGCACUUGCACAGCACACAGGAUGCCCCUGGUCAUAGCCCUGCCCCUAGCCUGGCCCCAGGAGCUGUGGUGCCCACCUCAGUCAUUGCUCGAGUACUGGAAAAGCCAGAGUCACUCCUGCUCAACUCUGCCCAGUCUGGCAGCGCUGGACGCCCUGUAGCUGAAGAUGUCUUUGUGCAUGUGGACAUGAGUGAGGGGGCCCUGGGCAAUCCUGCCAGUCCCACGGCUCCAAGGAGUCCCACUUCUCAAGCCAAUGGGGAGUGCUGCCCACCAGGCAGUACUCGGGGCUCAUCAGAGGAAGAGCUGCCCUUGCCACCCUGUGAGAAGUUGAGCCCUUACCCUACUCCACCACCCCCACACCCAUUGUACCCAGGCCGAAAAGUGAUUGAAUUCUCCGAGGACAAGGUGCGAAUCCCCAGGAAUAGCCCUCUGCCCAACUGUACCUAUGCCACCCGACAGGCCAUCUCUCUAAGUCUAGUGGAGGAGGGGUCAGAUCGGGCCCGACUCAGCCCUGGUAGCCCUGCCUCCACCCAGGCUUCACCUCAACCACUUGCCAGUCCGCCCUCUGUACCUAGUGCUGUGGCCAGCUCAGCCAGCUCUGAAGAGGAUCUGCUAUUGGCCAGCUGGCAGCGAGCAUUUGUGGAUCGGGCACCUCCACCUGCCCCUCUGACCCAACGUACAGCCUUUGGGCACGAUGCGCUUCCAGAUUUGCACAGUUUUGCUGGCAGCACCUCAGAUAAUGAGGACACUGGCCCUGUGCCCUCCUCUCCAGUUGGUGAGGGGUGUCGACUCUUGCCUUUUCCCAACCCACCCCCAUCCAGGGAUGAUGAUGAGUUGAACCUGCCCAUUAGCCCUGCAGAGGAGUGCCAGAAACUGCUUCCUGAAGAGGAAAGGGAAGGGUCAGGGUCAGGUACCUCUCCUGGGGAGGGGAGGGUUCGAUUGACCUCUAACCGUCCUCAGAGAAGCCCUAAGCGGAUGGGUGUGCACCAUUUACACCGAAAGGACAGUCUGACCCAGGCUCAGGAACAGGGCAAUUUGCUUAACUAGGUCCUCAUCACCCCUAAUCCCUGCUAACACCUGUCCCUCUCUCCCCACCCUUCCCCCACCAUACAUACCACCAGGUUGUUACUGCAUGGGGGAUACUGAGGCAUCUUGCUCACUCACUCUAAACUCAGGUUCCCCAACCCUCUGCUCCUUGGACCAGCCAGUUGAUGCCAUUAAAAAGCAGGGACCUUGACCCUGGAUGCAGCAUUGAAUCAGUCCCUUCACCCAACUUUAGCUUGGCCAUUUCUAAAAUUGGGACACCAGAUGACUGUCCACAUAUGGCCCUUUAGGCCCUUACUGAUCUGUGCUGAGCACAGGACACUGUAUCUUUUCCCAAACCUUGACCAUCUCGUGUUUUGGUCUGCACUGGGUAUUUUGAGUAGGAUUGGGGUGGGGGAGGGAUCGGGGAAGGUCCUGUCAGUAUUUGCCCCCAAGUCUACUUCUCCCUCAAGGGAGUUUAUUUUGGGGGGAAGGGGUUGUUUUUGAACCCCAAGUUUCUAUUUACUUAUUACCUGAAAACCCUUUCCAUGGCAGGGGCUAUUGCUAUAGGUCCCUCCAGUAGAGUUGGCCCUGUGGAGGUAAGGGUGAAGGGAGGAUGGCAUAGGGCUUUCUGUUUCCUCCUUGGGGACAGUGGGGUGAAGAGAAAUCUGCCUGGGCUGGCCCUAGACCCAGGGAAGACUAGAGGUGCCCCUCCCCUCCUUUGGCUCUAGACUGUUACUCUAAGCUUUGGGAAGUUUUCACAUUGAUGAGUCUAUUUUAAAAUCAGAAAUAAACUAUUUUAUCUGAA